CCUAACGAUGUCUGAAGUGUGACCAACUUCAUGGCGCGAUAAAUUGAAAAGCACGGGUAACCGGGGUAAGCGGAGCACUCCGGCCGAGGCCUGAGCCUGAGGAUCCGUGGUUGUGUUGGAAAGUGUUUAUCAUCUGCCAGGCAAUAUAUUAUGAAAGCAAUGUCCCAUCAUUACGUGGUGACGGCACAUAAACCAACGGCUGUCACUGCCUGCGUGACCGGUAAUUUCACCUCACCGACGGACUUGAAUCUGAUCCUGGCCAAGAAUGUACGUUUGGAAAUAUACCUCGUGACGCCGGAGGGCCUGCGGCCCCUGAAGGAGGUUGGGAUCUACGGCAAGAUAGCCGUCAUCAAAUUCUUCAGACCGCCGCAUGAGAAGAAGGAUCUUCUGUUUCUAUUAACCACACGUUAUAAUGCGAUGAUCUUGGAAUGUAUCGGCGAGGGAGAGGAUAUAGAGAUUAUAACGAAAGCUCACGGGAAUGUGGCGGAUCGUAUCGGGAAGGCUUCGGAGACUGGGAUUAAAGCUGUCAUUGACCCAAAAGCACGAGUAAUCGGUCUCAGAUUGUACGAUGGCCUCUUCAAAAUUAUACCUUUAGACAAGGAUAAUCCAGAGUUAAAAGCGUCUUCAAUCCGUAUGGACGAGCAGCAAGUGCAAGAUGUCAAUUUUCUCCACGGAUGUGCUAAUCCUACCUUAAUUCUCAUUCAUCAGGAUAUCAAUGGUAGACACGUAAAAACACACGAGAUUAACUUGAGAGAUAAAGAAUUUGCCAAGAUACCAUGGAGGCAGGAUAAUGUGGAGCGAGAGGCUAUGAUGGUCAUUCCCGUACCUUCUCCCAUUUGUGGCGCAAUCAUAAUAGGACAGGAGAGUAUUUUGUAUCACGAUGGUACUACAUACGUCGCGGUGGUACCGCCUAUUAUAAAGCAGAGCACCAUUACUUGCUACGCCAAGGUAGAUAAUCAAGGACUGAGGUAUCUGUUAGGAGAUAUGGCUGGUCAUUUAUUUAUGUUAUUUUUGGAGCAAGAAAAGAAACCUGAUGGAACGAUGGUAGUGAAGGACUUGAAAGUCGAAUUGUUGGGUGAAAUCAGUAUACCAGAAUGUAUAACUUAUCUGGACAAUGGCGUAAUAUAUGUCGGUAGUCGCCUGGGUGAUUCUCAAUUGAUCAAAUUAAUUACAAAGGCAGAUGAGAAUGGAUCCUAUUGCGUACCUAUGGAGACAUUCACGAAUCUGGCGCCUAUCGUCGACAUGGCUGUGGUAGACUUGGAAAGACAGGGCCAAGGGCAGAUGGUCACGUGCUCGGGUGCCUUCAAGGAAGGCUCUCUCAGAAUCAUCAGAAAUGGUAUAGGCAUACAGGAACACGCGAGUAUCGAUCUACCAGGGAUUAAAGGCAUGUGGGCACUAAAGGUUGGCGGUUCACAAUAUGACAACACACUGGUACUGUCGUUCGUCGGACAGACUAGGAUUUUAACUUUAAAUGGCGAGGAAGUCGAAGAGACGGAUAUUCCGGGUUUUGUCUCGGAUGAGCAAACCUUUCAUACGGGCAACGUUACUGACGAUUUGUUCAUUCAAAUAACUCCGAACUCUGUUAGAUUGAUAUCGUACGAGAGUAAAAUGGUCGUCUCCGAGUGGGAGCCGCAAAACAAAAGGACCAUCAGUGUGGUAGCUUGCAAUGGCACGCAAGUCCUUUGCGCAACGGGAAAUGAUCUGUUCUACAUAGAGAUCUCAUGCAAUCAGAUUGUAUCCAAGGGAUUCGUCACCUUGCAAUACGAGGUAGCGUGCCUGGACAUUUCCCCCCUGGACGGCGUCAACGAGGCCAAGAUUGCAGCUGUUGGACUCUGGACGGACAUAUCUGUUCGGAUCUUAACUCUGCCCAAUCUAGAGCAGAUUAAUAAAGAGCUUCUUGGGGGCGAGAUUAUACCUAGGUCCAUCUUAAUGACUUGUUUCGAGGGUAACACAUAUUUACUUUGCGCACUAGGCGACGGGAGCAUGUACUAUUUUAUCUUACAGCGACAAAGCGGGGUGCUCUCGGACAAAAAAAAGGUCACCUUAGGCACACAACCUACUGUUCUCAGAACCUUCCGAUCUCUCUCCACGACGAAUGUGUUCGCGUGCUCGGACAGGCCCACUGUUAUUUAUUCCUCGAAUCACAAGCUUGUUUUCAGCAAUGUCAAUCUCAAAGAGGUAAACCACAUGUGCUCCUUGAACGCGGAAUCUUAUAGCGACAGUUUGGCACUGGCGACCGAUAGUACCGUUACCAUCGGUACAAUUGACGAGAUCCAAAAGCUGCAUAUAAGAACGGUUCCGCUUGGGGAGUCUCCAAGGAGAAUCGCUUAUCAGGAAAGUUCACAGACCUUCGGCGUGAUCACAAUGCGAGUUGACGUACAGGAGAGCAGCGGGGUGAGCAUCGUCAGGCAUUCCGCGUCUACUCAGGCGGCGUCCACCUCCAGUAGCAGCCACGUCGCCUCGCAUAACAAACCCAGCGGACACACGGCCAGUGAGAUUGGCCAGGAGAUCGAGGUGCACAAUCUCCUUAUCAUCGAUCAGCAUACUUUCGAAGUUUUGCACGCCCAUACGCUGAUGGCCACCGAGUACGCGUUAUCAUUGAUCUCGACAAGACUGGGCGAGGAUCCGACCUCUUACUUUGUGGUUGGGACCGCGUUUAUAAAUCCCGACGAGACUGAGCCCAAGAUGGGCAGGAUACUGCUGUAUCACUGGAGCGAUGGCAAGUUCACGCAGGUCGCGGAAAAGGAGAUCAAGGGCUCGUGUUAUUCCUUGGUCGAAUUUAACGGAAAGCUCCUGGCGAGCAUCAACAGUACCGUGCGACUGUUCGAGUGGACCGCGGAAAAGGAGCUCAGAUUGGAGUGCAGCCACUUUAACAAUAUUAUAGCGCUAUAUUUGAAAACUAAAGGCGACUUUGUUUUAGUGGGGGAUCUAAUGAGAUCCCUCACGUUACUUCAAUAUAAGACUAUGGAAGGCAGCUUUGAGGAAAUAGCCAGAGACUACAAUCCUAAUUGGAUGACUGCCAUCGAGAUAUUAGACGACGAUACUUUUUUGGGCGCCGAAAAUUGCUUCAAUCUCUUCGUAUGUCAAAAGGACAGCGCCGCGACGUCGGAAGAUGAGAGGCAGCAAAUGCAAGAAGUAGGCCAGUUUCAUCUAGGCGACAUGGUCAACGUUUUCCGGCACGGCUCGUUGGUGAUGCAGAAUUUGGGAGAAUCAAGCACGCCGACCCAGGGUUGCGUAUUAUUCGGCACUGUGAGCGGCGCGAUCGGUCUGGUGACGCAAAUACCAUUUACGUUUUACGAAUUUCUGCGCAACAUGGAGGACAAGCUGAACACCGUGAUAAAGAGCGUGGGCAAAAUAGAGCACAAUUUUUGGAGAAGUUUUAAUACAGAAUUGAAGAUUGAGCAGUGCGAGGGAUUCGUAGAUGGCGAUCUGAUAGAAAGUUUCCUCGAUCUGAACAGCGAAAAGAUGGCAGAAGUUGCAACAGGUCUUAUGAUCGAUGAUGGCAGCGGCAUGAAAAAGGAAGCGACGGUAGACGAUCUUGUAAAAACAGUGGAGGAUCUUACAAGGAUACAUUAAAUGUUGUAUAAGUAAACGAUAUUUUAAAUUCAUGGAAUGUAUCUAUAAGAAUAUUAGAAGGUAUAUAUAGAAGAUUCAAACGGUGAUUUAAGCGGGAGCGCGAAUGUUUAUACAGUUACUUUCGUUAGUGCUGAUACACGAAAGAGAUGACGUAAAUUUUUUCUUACCUUUCGGCUUCAUUCUAUAAAAUUGUUUUCUCUGCUUUUUUUUUAACAUUUCUGAGAAUUGUGUGAGUUUAUUUCGUUAGCAUCCGUUGCAGUAUUUUUUAGAAUCAACUGUAUGACGUAGAAGUAAUGUUACAACAACAUUCGUUAAUGAUUGUUUUUCAAGGGAUGCUCCAAGAUUUGUAGAGUAAUAUCUUUAUAUCUUUGUAAGAUCGAGUGUAAAUAAAAAGGAUGAUGCAUUUUGAGGUAA
Temnothorax curvispinosus is the source of this 3990-nucleotide messenger RNA. RefSeq names its product DNA damage-binding protein 1 (gene pic). The record is from RefSeq and is a predicted model, not a curated record. Gene Ontology annotation, biological process: proteasome-mediated ubiquitin-dependent protein catabolic process; DNA repair. Bases 151 to 3576 code for a protein of 1141 amino acids. The transcript is spliced from 5 exons. Gene Ontology annotation, molecular function: nucleic acid binding; protein binding. NCBI's taxonomy places the organism in Eukaryota, Metazoa, Arthropoda, Insecta, Hymenoptera, Formicidae. Gene Ontology annotation, cellular component: site of double-strand break; nucleus.